Molecule: messenger RNA, 4656 nt
Organism: Xiphias gladius (swordfish)
Lineage: Eukaryota; Metazoa; Chordata; Actinopteri; Istiophoriformes; Xiphiidae
Product: up-regulator of cell proliferation-like
Exons: 3
Coding region: 1-4656 (1551 amino acids)
Molecular function (GO): GTP binding
Source: RefSeq, a predicted model, not a curated record
AUGAGGGACAAGGAUUACUGCCCUCAAAGUUCUGAAGAGCAGACAAAUGAAGAGAAAAGUCAGACCUCGUCGACAGCAGACAAGGAAGGACAAGAGCCUGCAGCCCCGCUGAACUUCCUCUCUAAAAUUGGACUGGAGAAAUUUUAUCCCAACAAGCUCACUCUUCGGUCUCUCUUGGAGAUCAACAAAAGCAGCAUAUAUGAAGAAGCUGUUGAAUCAGUGGAGAUAAUACCAUGGUGUUUUCUAAGAAAACUAUUUGAAGUCAAUGCUGAAUGCAGGAGCUGUGCACAAUUAUCAAUCAGUCAUGAGGAAAACGAUGAUCUCCUUGACCUAGACCUUUAUGCUGCAGAUGACUCUGCAGGGGAUAAUAAGGUUAACCCUCUCGACAUCGUAGUAGCUCUCUUCCUUUGUGCUGACAGCUUCUUACAACAGGAAAUGGCCCUCAAGAUGUCGAUGUGCCAGUUUUCUCUCCCACUGCUGUUGCCCCAUGGCAAUAAGAGUCAGUGUACCCUGCUGCUGUGGGCCCUGAGAGACAUUGUCAAAGAGUGGUGUCCGCAUGGUUUGUCCGAAUCAAGAGGGUUUGUUGAAGACAACAUUGUCCAAGCAAAUAUACCGUUCUAUUCCUUUGUCAGGCUGAAAAACUGUAGUUUAUCAAAGUCCCAGCUUUUGAAUCAUGUGCUGAGCAGUGGGCAACAGAAUCGCAAUAUCUUCAUACACAGAGAUGUGGAAGGAGGAGCAGUUAAAAGAGAAAUUGCAAAUGGACUAGUGGAGGUUUGCUGGUUCCUUCCCUGUGGUACUGAAAAUCUGGACAUAUUUCCAGAGCCAGUUGCCUUCGCGAAUUUGCGAGGAGACAUUUGUGCGUCACUCACUCAAUUCAACUUUCUUUUUCAAGUAUCAACUGCUACCUUUGUAUUCCUGGACAAAGUUGAAGAAAAUGAGCACAGAAUUCUGGCUUCUCUACAAGAUGUGAAAUCCAAACUCUGUGUUGUUGUUAAUAAGGGGAAUACUAGAGAGGAUAUGAUGUCUGUGAAGACAUUGUUGGAUGAAUUAGAUUUACCAAACAGCAAUGUGAAAACCAAAGACUCAAGGUUAAAUGUUGCAGAAUUUUCUAAGAAAAUUUGUGCAGCCAUCAGGACAUUGCUAACAGUUGAAACAACCACAAUGAACAUCGAAACUAUGGUUGACAAGGCUGUUGAACAGGGUUUGUCUGUGGAUGAGUGGAUAGAAAAUGACCAAAAAGAAGCAGUUGAGGAGUUUGUGAAAAAAAUUGGUGAGCAGACCAUACAAGACUACAAGUUGCUGCAACUUCCACUGCAAGGAGAGAACUGGAAAAGGUUAUCACAUUUGGAAAUGGAAGAAUUUAGGUUGAAAAAAGCUGGCGGCCUAGGACUAGAAGAAAAAACAAGUCAGCUACGGGAAGAGCAACAAAAAAUUAGGAAUGAGCAAAGUGAACGCAAACCAUCCACAGCUAUGACGGGUUAUAUCGAGCACUUGUCCAAAUAUGACAAAGAGAAAAGGGAUGUUUUUCUUAAGUGGAUGAAACUCAAGCUUAAUGCUCACUCAAGAACAAAAGUGUCUGAGCUGCGUAACAAAUUCAAAGAGCAAUGCAAGAAGAAAGACGUGAAACUCAUAGCAGAGUUGGAUCAAGCACUGCUGGAUAGCUCUUUAGGAAUAGAGCAUUACAUGAGAGAGAUGGGACUGAUCUAUGAGUUCUCCAUUAUCAGCUCAACAAAAGCUGCUAAUGACAUGUCUCAUCUCCCUGGUUUGGCUGCUGAACUGCUGUUGGAUGGAUAUCCUUUAGAGCUCUUGGAUGGAGAUGCUUCCAACAUCCCAGAGAGGUGGGUUACAGAUGUGCUGAUGGAGCUUCACAAGAAGGUUGGAGGGAACAGCAGAUUGUUGGUACUGACUGUCUUGGGUGUUCAAAGCACCGGGAAGUCAACGCUCCUCAACACCAUGUUUGGUGUGCAGUUCCCUGUCAGCAGCGGCAGAUGCACGAGAGGAGCUUUCAUGCUCUUCCUCAAAGUUAGUGAGGAUAUGCAAAGUGACUUUAACUUUGACUUUAUAGUUCUCAUUGACACAGAGGGUCUAAAGUCUCCUGAUUUGGCACAACUAGAGGACAGUUACGAGCACGACAAUCAGCUUGCCACCCUUGUCAUUGGCUUAAGCGAUGUCACCAUUAUCAACAUCGCAAUGGAGAACUCAACAGAAAUGAAAGAUGUCCUGCAAAUUGCUAUUUACACAUUAUUGAGAAUGAAGAAAACUGAUAAAAAGCCAGUUUGUCAUUUUGUACAUCAAAAUGUUGCUGGAGUUUCGGCUCAUACAAAGAUCAUGACCGAAAAAAAACAUCUCUUGGACCAACUCAAUGAAAUGACUCAAAUUGCAGCCCAAAUGGAAAGGCAGCCUUCUAUUAAAGCAUUCACAGAUGUGCUGGACUAUGACAUGGAUAAAAACAACUGGAACAUCCCAGGACUCUGGCAUGGGACCCCACCAAUGGCACCGGUGAACACAGGUUACAGUGAAGCAGUAGCAGAUUUCAAGAAAAAUCUUUUGGACACAGUAAGAAGUGACAGACGCAAUGAAGUCUCACAGAUCCCAGAGUUUCUGGAAUGGAUGAGAAGUCUCUGGAGAGCAGUGAAAUACGAGAACUUCAUCUUUAGUUUCAGAAAUACUCUUGUGGCUCAUGCCUUCAACAACCUGUGCAAAGAGUUCACGCAGUGGGAAUGGGAGUUCAGAAGAGAGAUUCUCUCUUGGCAGACAGAAGCAGUGUUAGAAAUUUUGCAUAUGCACUCUGAGUCCGACAUACACACUUGGGAAAGACUGGUUGCGUCAAAAAAAUUAGAGGCUUCGGAAAAAAUUGAAGAACAAGAGAGAAAAAUGAAGGAAAAACUUGAUGACUACUACAGAAGGAAAGACAGACAAAUAAAUCUGAUCGAGACCUACAUCAAAGAUGUUUUUCAAAGUAUCAACAAUCUUGCAGAUGAAAUCAAAUAUUUUCUGAACAAUGAACUGGAUUUUCCCCUUGAGUUUAGAAAACAAGUUCAAGAAAUUCAGACUAAAUGCCAAAGUGACAUCGAACUUUGGGUGACGAAUCUCCUGAGAGACUGUAAUCACUGCACGUUGUCUGAUGAACAACUGACAAAGACAUUUGAAAAGAUGUGGACUGGAGUUAUCGAUCAGGAUACGCAUGACAGUGGAAGCCUACAAAUAAUAGGUAAGGUUUCUUUUGAGGUCAAAAGUGAACAUCAAUUUGACAGCAAAAAUGACAAAAAAACAGACUUGCAGAGGUUAGCAGAGAGUAUCAUUGAGUCUUGUACACAGUUUGUGCUUGAUAAAGCAAAGACAAAUACAGAUUACAAUGAUGGAUUUACAAUAGAACUCCUGGAAAAAAUAGACAGUUCGCUUCAAGGAAGUUUGGAGCAGUGGCAAAGCGAGUUUGAGAUUGACCUGAAACUUCACAUAUGUGGCAUUGCCUCAAGGGAAUUUCUUAAAAUGCAGGAAAACACAUCAGUAAAUAUGGAUCCCAAACGUCAUCUGGAGAAAAAGAAGACUCAGUACUUGUCAGACUUUCUUGAUCUGUACAAAAAGAGAGAUCACUGCCAACGCAAAGCAAGUGAUUUUGUCCAGCUUUGUAUCAAACCUGCGGUGAAACAGUACAUCUGUAGAUCUUUGGGAGUAGACAUUGUGGAUGAAAUUUUGACAAGCUGCCAUUCAGCAGAGUAUAGUUCUCGCUUAUUCUUCCAGUACAACAUUCAGAAAGAGUUGCUGCAAGAGGAAAACUUUAAAAGUUUUGUCAAGUACAUUCGCAACUAUGAAAUAUAUGUUAAGGAUUGGAUAUUUCAGCGCAUUCUGCAGAAGAUUUCAGAGGACAAGACUCUGUGCAAAAUAAAGAAUAGGAAUCUGCAGGUCAUAAUUCACAAAAUCAUGGAGGCAAUAAAAGAGGCCACAAAAGAGAAGGAUGGCGCUCUGCUGCCAGAUAACAAGGAAAGCAUCACAGAGCUCAUUAGCAACAUGCGCAGGCAUUUGAUUAAAGACAUCUCAAUCUCAGUGGAGGCUGAAAAAAGCACCUUGUUUCAAAUCCAAAGCACAUGUCACCCGUUCAUCAACAGCCUCAAGAUCUCAAUAAAAGGCCUAAAAGAACAACUUGAGGAGGAAUUCUCAAACUCUGAAGACAUCACGGAGACUCUGAACAAGCUUCCAAUAAAACCACAGGAUGAGCUUUUCAAGAGGGUGUUUGGCUGUGGAAAGCAAUGUCCAUUUUGUAAAGUUCCUUGUGAGGCCGGAGGCAAAGAACACAAGCAACAUCAUGCAGCUAUUCAUCGGCCACAAGGUCUUGCUAAUUUCAUUCAUGAUGACAACUGCAAGCUGGUUGAAACACUGUGUACCACUGAUGUGCACAGUGAUCAUGCAUUCAGAAACAAAGUUACUAAAAGGGAGUGGCAUCCUUACAAGGACUACACCACGUACUAUCCAGACUGGAACAUUCCUCCGGAUCCGACCAUAGAAGCAUCUGACUACUGGAAGUACAUCCUGGUACAGUACAAUGAUAGAUUUGCUCGAGAAUACGAAGCCAAGCCAGCUGAUGUUCCAGAGGCCUGGGGGAGAAUCACAAAGGAGCAAGCACUGAAAGGUUUAAAAGAUGCCUUCAACAUAAAGUGA